Molecule: messenger RNA, 354 nt
Organism: Gossypium raimondii (Peruvian cotton)
Lineage: Eukaryota; Viridiplantae; Streptophyta; Magnoliopsida; Malvales; Malvaceae
Exons: 3
Coding region: 10-321 (103 amino acids)
Source: RefSeq, a predicted model, not a curated record
GAGGGCCCUAUGUUUCUACUUCCUGGUUUGGUUAUUACAUUAUAUGCUACUGGAGCCUUGAAUACUGUCCUAUCAAAGGAUCAUCAAUAUGAGAUAUGCAGAUUUCUGUACAAUCAUCAGGCAAGCAAUGUGCACUGUGUCAACCUUUUGUCGAUAUUUGAUCCUGAUAGGUGCUUGGAGCAUAUGAAUGGUCAGGGAAUAAUCCACUACCUCCAGAAGUAUGGCUAUGUCCUUACUUUCUUCCUAUUCAUCCAGACAAAGACAACUCAUAUUGGAGGAUCUUGUUUCCUAUUUCCAACCACUGCUCCCUUUUCAGACUAGAAAAAAGCUAUAUUUGAGAAAUUGAGACCAAUA